AUGUCUCCCUCGGCCUUUACAAUCAAAGAGCAUGUGAUACCCUGCCAGCACAUUCGAGAAUACCACGGCGCUGUCAAGGGGAACGCUGCCUUGCAGCUGGCGAUCAAGCAAUACACGCCCCACGAUCAUGGCAAGACGUCUCCGAAUGCCGUCACAAUUAUUGCAGCUCAUGCAAAUGGUGUGCCCAAGGAAUGUUACGAGCCUCUCUGGGAGGAUCUGCUCGAGACUCUGAACAUACCCAUCAAGUCAAUUUGGAUCGCCGACUGCUCACAUCAAGGUGCCAGCGGGGUCCUGAAUGAGAGUGUUCAAGGCGAUGAACCCAACUGGUUCGAUCAUUCGCGAGACCUUCUGCACAUGGUCAACCACUUCCGAGACCAAAUCAUGCAGCCAAUCAUUGGAGUAGCUCACAGCUUCAGCUGCUCGCAACUCGUCCACCUCUCACUAAUGCACCCAAGUCUCUUUCAUUCACUGGUAUUUAUGGAGCCCAUGAUUCAGAAGGAGAACCCGAGUCGGCUGCAAAGCGCCCCUCAAGCGCGAUUCAGCAGCCUUCGUCCAGACAUCUGGCCAUCUCGUGUGGAGGCAGAAGCGUUUCUACGGAGCUCUCCUCUUUUCAGAAAGUGGGACGCUCGAGCUGUAGACAACUUUCUCGAAUUCGGCUUGCGUCCGGCCCCUACCGAACUCUAUCCCCAAGCCUCCCCUCCUGGAGCAGUGACUCUCACAACGACAAAAGCGCAGGAAGCGUGGACCUUUCUACGCCUCUACGCCUUUCCGAGUUCCACUGACCCGUGUGAUCCCGUUGAGACCGUCGUGGGAAAGGAUCUGGCUCGCGAGGCUCGGGAAGAAGACAUGAACAACCGAAGCUACGUCACCAACUGUCCUUGGCCUUGCCUUGCGUAUGAGUUUCUCCCAUAUCUCCGACCAUCGACUCUCUUUCUCUUCGGCGAGAGCAGCCACAUCAACCGACCCGCCCGACGCGAAGACAAGCUUCAGCAAACCGGAACUGGCUUAGGGGGGAACGGAGGUGUUGCAACGGGUCGCGUAAAAGCUCACGUUAUCCAAGGUACCGCACAUAUGCUUCCAUUGGAAAAGACGAGCGAGACUGCUGCACACAUAUCACAUUGGCUUGAGAAAGAAGUGAGACGGUUCGGUUUUGAGGAGGAAUUCAGCAAAUCCUAUAAUAGUCAGAAGUCGGAAUGCGACGGGAAAGCCCUAUCAGCGACAUGGAUGGAGUACAUGGAAUUGCCAUCUGGAACCAAACGGACGCUGAAGUCCAGUCUCUAG
Molecule: messenger RNA, 1281 nt
Organism: Mytilinidion resinicola
Lineage: Eukaryota; Fungi; Ascomycota; Dothideomycetes; Mytilinidiales; Mytilinidiaceae
Product: toxin biosynthesis protein
Exons: 4
Coding region: 1-1281 (426 amino acids)
Source: RefSeq, a predicted model, not a curated record